GCCGCCUCUGUCAGAACGUCCCUCUUCUCGUCAAUCUCCCACCACCUUCCUCAAGCUGUAUUCUGCCGCCCAGCUUCUCAAUCAACCGUGAGUCCUUGCAGCAUCAGGGAGGAAUCAAAGGAAUAUACAUGAGAGUGCUACCGGAGAAUUGUAAUCUUCUGCGAGAUUAGGGAGCAACUUUGUUUUGAGUUGAAGUGCUCUGAGAAUUAUAAUUUACUACGGAGUAUUAUUUUAAUAUACGCAUACUAAAUUCCAUGUACUGUCUACACCAAUUUGGGCCGGAUAUGUUGUGCAUUGGAGGCUCUUUUGGUAGUUGAAUAUCUAGUCAAUAGACUUCCUAUUAUGUGUACCAGAAAGCAAUUUACUUAUAUGACACUUGGCACAGUUUAUUGAGACGAGAGACUACUGCAUUGGUGAUGCUCUUAUAUUGUAUCUUCUGCAAUUACUUACGCGGAUGUGAGAUGAGUGGUUGGCAUCUAAAAGUCUUCAAAGAUGGAAGCUUUAACAUUUAUGCCAAACCACACGCUCUUCGCUUCAAGAGAAGAUUUUCCCUGUGGUCUAUGAAGAAAGACCCAGAGCUUGAAUCUGCAUUAUGCAGAAACCACCGCUGGAUUGUGAAUAAUCAGAUAAAAAAUAUAAUCUUGAGAUAUCCAAACCAGGUGGCCCCUGUUAAGUUCCUCCAGAAGAAGUUCAAGAGUCUUGAUCUCCAAGGGAAGGCCAUGAAUUGGCUAAAGAAGUACCCCUGUUGCUUUGAGGUUUUUCUGGAGAAGGAUGAGUACUACUGCCAGCUCACCAAAAGAAUGAUGUGUUUGGUCGAUGAGGAAGAUUCCAUAAAAGAUAUGCAGGAACCUGUGGUUGCCGAGAGGCUAGCUAAGCUGUUGAUGAUGAGCCGUGACCAGAGGCUGAAUGUUACGAAGCUUAAUGAGUUAAAGAGAAACUUUGGGUUUCAGGAUGAUUAUUUACUUAGAAUCAUACCCAAGUAUGAUAAACUUUUUAGAGUUGUCAAUCACACAGGGAGGAGAAGUUCAAUGGAGAUUGAGCUCAUAUCUUGGGAUCAAAACCUAGCAACCUCUGCAAUCGAAAGGGUAUCACAAAUAAAGGGUCAAGUGCCACGAUUCUCGUGCUCUUUGCCGGAAAGUUGGGUGAAAUCAAGGGAAAGGUUUGAAGAAUUCAACUCGACGCCUUACAUUUCACCUUAUUCAGAACAUAAAUGUUUGGCAGAAGGCUCAUUAGAGAUGGACAAGAGAACAGUGGGGCUGGUGCACGAGUUACUAUCAUUAUCCUUGUGGAAGAAAGCAUCAAUUGUCAAGUUUGGUCAUUUUAGAAGAGAGUUCAGCAUGCCUGAGAAACUAAACAUCCUGUUGCUCAAGCAUCCUGGCAUUUUCUAUGUUUCUAACAGGUACCAGAUUUAUACGGUUCUUCUUAGAGAAGCUUACAACGGAUCUGAACUCAUUGAAAAGGAUCCUCUUGUAGUUGUGAAGGAGAAAUUUGGAGAGCUAAUGCAAGAAGGGCUGCAUGAGUACAACCGGCGACACCACUUGAUGAAUUUAGAGAAGAAGAGAAAGAAGGGAAUGGUUGAAGCAAAAGAGGUCAGAAGGAGAAAUGGAAAUUGUGAGAGUUUGGAAGAGGGAGAACAAGUAGGCGGAGAUCUAGGGGGAAUAUUCGACUCAGAAGAAAGGAAACGAUUCUAUAGAGCUCUCUUUGAUGACAAAACUCCAUAAUCUGUUAGUUUUUUCUGGGCACAUAGGGGAAAUGUAGCUGACCCCAAACUCUUUUUGGGAUAAGGCUUAGAUGUUGUUGUUGGUGCAUAGGGGCGAUGCUCUUUAUCAAUGAAUACUGUGAUGCUCUAUAUCAAGUCCAUGUUGCCAAAGACUAAAUCCAGCUUAUAAGAGUUCGGAGUUCUCAAGUUUUAAUAGUAACUGUCUUUAGUUUAUACAUAAGGACGGGCAUUGGCAGAAAAUUAACCCCCCCCCCCCCCGUCCCACCCCUUAAAAUUGUUUAGAAUAGUGACUCACUAUUCUAAACAAACCGAGACGUUUCAGGUUUUCACCCCUUUAUAAACUGCUCCGAUUCCAGUACCUUUAUAAUGAAGACAUGACCAGCUACUUUUGGUCACCAAUGCGCAAGCCGCAAAGUGCUUUGAAAAGUCUGCUGCAGAACGGGAUCAAGACUGACGGUUUAACAUGACAGGUACAUACACUUGAGUAUCGGUGGAGGUUUCAUCCAAAUGGAGGAGUACGUAGUGGAGGAUCUUCAUGACUGUUAUUGUGCACCACCAAAAUUGGAUCUUGAACAUGAAGAACGCUUGAGUGCACUCAAACUUCUGUAGGCAUGCAAAGUUGAGUGAUUUUCUCUUUGAGUAUGUGAUUAAUUUGUCUGUAGUAGCUGAUUAGUUAUUUAAGUUACCUAUUUUGACAUGAUUACUUCAUAGAGGGUGAGGUUGAGAACCUGUUUAUGUUAUUUCAUGGUUCUUGCUAGUGGACCUUUUCCUUUAAUAGAAUUGUAGAUGAUGGAGAAUAUUACCUUGUAAAUAACAACGCCCAUUUGCAAUAUAUUGUUUUAUAUUGAAAAGAUAGAAAGUCAUUUUUUGUGGCAGCAUCUCAAUAUUUGAAAUUACAAUUGAUGUCUCGUGUUAACAGAUUGUUAUGGAGGUGGGGCUACAGAUGUCAAUUAGAUGAAUCACAUUUCCUUCAUUCAUAUGGUAGUGUAGAAAUUCACCACGAAUGUGUCCUCAUGUUCAAUGCAUUAGUCUUGUGCUUGUUUGAUGAAUGUUCCUCACCAAACUUGUAAAGGAUCAUAUACAUGCUGACAUGCGCUGUGAAUGCGCUGCUCUUCAUUCACGGUUCAUCUCACACACGCAUAAAUGGCUCAAGCAAACACGGUUUAAUCUUGUGAGAACUUCUCCUAGUGUACUGUAGAAGUUAGUAACUAUUAGCAAUUCUUGUUCCAUUGUAGGAAUUUGAAAAGCCCGUUAAUCGCCAAAUAAUAGAAGAGUUAAUCGCCUUUUUUCAAUGGAGGCUGUUUUGGUAAGAAUACAGUUGGGGCAGGGUCAGCCGCACAAGUGACCAUUCAUAUGGUUAAAUAUAAAGGUUUUGGUGAAAAUAGAAGCGGAGGUCCUGAUAAACAACCACCACAAGGAGGUGGAUACCCAUUUGCAUAUCUUCCUCCUGUGCCGCCACCUCAUGGUCAAUUUUACCCUCCUUAUUAUCCUCCUCAACAAUAUGGAGGGUCCAUAAUACCCCCCCCCCCCCUCCACAGACUUAUCAGCAGCACCCUCAUCCUCCUUAUCAAGCUACAAUGCCACCUUCUCCACCACCCAGUGGCGGGCAAACACCACCACAGCAGCAGUCACAACCAGCUCCAGGCCAACACAGACCGGUUGCGCAGCAAGAACCUUUACAGCAAUCUUGAUCUGGACAUUCUUGUUAUGUUUGCGUGAUGGAAUCUUUAAUAGAAUAUUCUAUUACUCUUUUCAAAACAUAAUCAUCAUCUUUCUACAUAGUACAAUUAUUAUUUUCCCAUUUAACUCAUAUUUGAGAUGAUUCUAUAAAGAUGCUUCAGGUUCUUCAAACUGUGGGGAGUGGCGUGCCGCCGUGAGCAAUUAAGGAAACUAGUUUGGUCAUUUGUGAACUACAAUAGUGUGUGUUAACCAGAUGAGGUGUCGCUUUUGAACCCUGCUCUUCCAAGUGCUCUUAUUGAUUACAAGUUCUCAUUAAAGAAAAAAGAUAAAGGCUUUGGUGCUCUUUACAAGGGGUUGUCUGCUAGGCUGCUUAGACAAGACACAUAUACAACUGACAGACUUGGAUCAUUCACAAUGUUGACAAGGAAGGCUGUUGAAGAAAAUGACAAGUCGUUGCCAUUGUAUCAGAAGAUUCAGAAGGCUUUGUGUGGGCCGACAGUUGGAGCGAUUGGAGCAUGUGUUGGCAGUCCGGCUGAUUUGGCACUCAUCUGUAUGCAGGCUGAUGCCACCUUACCUGCUGCCCAAUCAGCGUCACUACACAAAUGCCUUCCUUGCCCUUUAUCAUAUUGUUGCAGAUGAAGGAGUUUUAGCUCUCUGGAAAGGUGUUGGCUCAACCGUGGUGGCGUUGUUAGAGCAAUGGCACUUAACAUGGGAAUGCUCACCUCCUUUCCCUUUCAAGAUACCCUUGGUAUGGGCGAGGCUGCCACAGUGCUAGGGGCCAGUAGAGUUUCUAGGUUCUUUGCUGCAGCCUGCAGUUUGCCAUUCGAAUAUGUGAAAACACAAAUGCAAAGAUGCAACCAGACCAUCACGGAAAAUACCCAUUUACUGGUUCCUUUGAUUGUGCCAUGAAAACUUUGAAGUUUUACACAGGAUUUCCUGUUUAUUGUGUUAGGAUUCCCUCAUGUCACGAUGACAUGGAUAUUCCUAAAUCAGAUCCAAAAGAUCGAGACAGAUAUUGGAUUGUAGUUCUCAGUCCAACUCUUGACUGUCUCGUAAUUGGUUAAUGCAGGGAUUUGAAGUUCUUGUGAUUUUCUUAUAAUUUUUUUUAAUUAUUAUUUUCCGGAAUUUUCGAGGUGUGAUUUUUUGUAAUGUAUCUACCGAUGUUCUAAAAGGCGUUAGGCGCUAAUCGGGCUCCAGCCCAGCGCCUAGCGCCUAGGCGGCUAGGCGGGCGCCUAAUCGGGGACUAG
Molecule: messenger RNA, 4647 nt
Organism: Cuscuta epithymum
Lineage: Eukaryota; Viridiplantae; Streptophyta; Magnoliopsida; Solanales; Convolvulaceae
Source: the annotation of a GenBank genome assembly